Molecule: messenger RNA, 1457 nt
Organism: Brienomyrus brachyistius
Lineage: Eukaryota; Metazoa; Chordata; Actinopteri; Osteoglossiformes; Mormyridae
Gene: sec13
Product: SEC13 homolog, nuclear pore and COPII coat complex component
Exons: 9
Coding region: 194-1156 (320 amino acids)
Biological process (GO): protein import into nucleus; positive regulation of TOR signaling; COPII-coated vesicle budding
Cellular component (GO): COPII vesicle coat; nuclear pore outer ring
Molecular function (GO): protein binding; structural molecule activity
Source: RefSeq, a predicted model, not a curated record
GAACCUCCUCAACGAGACACUUUGUUGUCACCCGAGACCGGAAACUGGACGUACACGGAAGACAGGCGGGCGGUGAGCUGUGCUCUUGCCACGUCGAAAACUGGAGCGAGUUAUAGCUGGGAAAAAUAAAUAACGGCGCCCAUCAAAGCGAUUACAUUCAUAUUUUUAGAAAUCGGUCGUGUUCAACAAAGCCAUGGUUUCGGUUAUCAACACCGUGGAUACUUCCCAUGAGGAUAUGAUUCACGACGCUCAGAUGGACUAUUAUGGAACGAGGUUGGCCACGUGUUCCUCGGACAGGUCUGUCAAGAUAUUUGAUGUGAAGAACGGAGGGCAGAUCCUUGUGGCAGAUUUAAGGGGCCAUGAGGGCCCUGUGUGGCAGGUAGCCUGGGCGCACCCCAUGUACGGAAACAUCCUGGCUUCCUGCUCCUAUGACCGCAAGGUCAUCAUCUGGAAGGAGGAGAAUGGCACCUGGGACAAGAUGUUUGAGUACACAGGCCACGACUCGUCAGUGAACUCUGUCUGCUGGGGUCCCUGCGACUUUGGGCUCAUCCUCGCCUGCGGCAGCUCAGACGGCGCCAUCUCGCUGCUGACAUUCUCGGGGGACGGCCAGUGGGACAUCAAGAAGAUUCCCAACGCGCACACCAUUGGCUGUAACGCGGUGAGCUGGGCGCCGGCCGUGGUACCCGGCAGUCUCAUCGACCAGCCGUCGGGUCAGAAGCCCAACUACGUCAAGAGGUUUGUCUCAGGUGGCUGCGACAACCUGGUCAAGCUGUGGAAGGAGGAGGACGGCCAGUGGAAGGAGGACCAGAAGCUGGAGGCCCACAGCGACUGGGUUCGGGAUGUGGGCUGGGCGCCCUCCAUAGGUCUUCCCACCAGCACCAUCGCCAGCUGCUCGCAGGACGGCAGGGUGUUCAUCUGGACCUGCGAUGACCCCUCGGGGAACACGUGGACGGCGAAGCUGCUGCACAAGUUCAGCGACGUCGUCUGGCACGUCAGCUGGUCCAUCACGGGCAACAUCCUGGCCGUGUCGGGCGGAGACAAUAAGGUGACGCUGUGGAAGGAAUCCGUUGACGGCCAGUGGACCUGCAUCAGCGACGUCAGUAAGGGUCAGGGGGCCGUGUCUGCCAUCACAGAGGGCCAGCAGAAUGAGCAGUGAGGCUGGGAGACGGACCGCCUUCAGCACACGGAGCUGCCGGGGGUGAGGGUCCCGGCGGCCGCGGUCCAUGGGUGUGGCUCACCCUCGCUCAGAGACUUUCCUUUUUUUAUUGCGUUCCCCUACAUGCCUUUUGAACUUGGGGAGUCUGACUGAUUCAAGGUGCUGGUCUGUUCCUCAGUCAUUCUUAAGUGACCCCUCAGAUGUGUUUGUGGGGGCAAAAAUAAUGCCAGGUUGUCCCAGUCAUUGUUUUUUGCCUCCCCCAACCUCCAAAAAAGAUAUAAAUAAAGUAUGUUGAAUGUCC